GGAGAGAGACACUCCGAAAACAUGCCAGUUUUCCUUGCAGCCGCGCUGAUCCUUCAACCCCACGCGGACUUCUCUGAACUAAGCGGAGGAGGUCUGGCUAGUUAGCGCGCUCUGCUUCGCACACGUGUUUCUGCCCCCUUUUUAUUACUGCCCGCCCUUUAAAGAGAAGUUUUCUGGUGGGGUGUGCUGCAAGGUAACAAACUAGAUCGCAGGCUUUUUGCACAUUCUACCAGAUCGGGGUGAAAGGGGCUUGCUUCCAAGUCAACGUGUGCUUAGGAUUGUAACUUUUAAUUGUUUGAGAGGAGGGGGAAAUGUCUCCACCCCAACUCCCGGAAACUCGGUUGUCCCGUAAUGCAGGGUAGACUUAAGUGGGCGGUGGGAUAUCUCUUCUAGCUUUCUAAAUAGAUGCUUCCCGCUGUUUUCUGCCUAUACUAAAAUACACACGUCUCUUAAAAGAAGCCUUGCUAUGAUGGGAAUGAGACAUCAUUGCCUUUUUAAAAAAUUCAACAAAGAGCAACAAGAAGCAAUUGAACAUAUUGAUGAAGUACAGAAUGAAAUAGACAGACUGAAUGAACAAGCCAGUGAGGAAAUUUUGAAAGUAGAACAGAAAUACAACAAACUCCGCCAACCGUUUUUCCAGAAGAGGUCAGAAUUGAUCGCCAAAAUCCCAAACUUUUGGGUAACAACAUUUGUCAACCACCCACAAGUAUCGGCACUGUUGGGGGAAGAAGAUGAAGAAGCGCUGCAUUAUUUGACCAGAGUUGAGGUGACGGAGUUCGAAGACAUCAAAUCAGGUUACAGAAUAGAUUUUUAUUUUGAUGAGAAUCCAUAUUUUGAAAAUAAGAUGCUCUCCAAAGAGUUUCAUCUGAACGAGAGUGGGGACCCAUCGUCAAAGUCCAGUGAAAUCAAAUGGAAAUCUGGGAAGGAUCUGACAAAACGCUCAAGUCAGACACAGAACAAGGCCAGCAGAAAGAGACAGCAUGAAGAACCGGAAAGCUUCUUCACCUGGUUCACUGACCAUUCUGAUGCCGGCGCUGAUGAACUCGGAGAGGUCAUCAAAGAUGACAUCUGGCCAAAUCCAUUACAGUACUACUUGGUUCCUGACAUGGAUGAUGAAGAAGGCGAAGGAGAGGAGGAUGACGACGAUGAUGAAGAGGAGGAAGGCUUGGAGGACAUUGAUGAGGAAGGUGAUGAAGAUGAGGGAGAAGAAGACGAAGAUGAUGACGAGGGAGAAGAAGGAGAGGAGGAUGAAGGAGAAGACGACUGAACACUGACAGAUUCCAACCACCCUCUUUCCCUCCCCCCUUCCUCCCCUUCCAGUCCCUGGGAGCAAGUUUCCGUCUAUUUUUUUUUUUCCCCCUCUUCCCUUUUGUGCUCAGUCGCCUUGUUCUCUUGAGGUCUUUUUUUCUCUCCUCUUCACCAUGGUUCACAAAUAAUUUUGGAGCAAAUAUCUUUGAGCAGAAUACAGUGGGAAAGAAUCUCUACCAGUUUCGAUUUAUUUUUAAUCCCUCAGUUUUGGAACAAAAACUCUUAAUGGAAUCAACACGCCGUGUUCUGUGGGGAAGAAAGAGAAUCUUCUGCUGGAAGCUGAAGAGUGCUAGGCCCCUGUGUAGUAGUGCAUAGAAUCUAGCUUUUUCCUUCUUUCUCUGUAUAUUGGGCUCAGAGAUUACACUGUGUCUCUAUGUGAAUAUGGACAGUUAGCAUUUACCAACAUGUAUCUGUCUACUUCUCUUGUUUAAAAAAAAAAAAAGAAAAAGCUAAAAAAAGGGGUUAUAGACAGGGUAAGCAAGGGUGGGUUUCAGAUGUUGGGGUGGGUUAAAUGGGCAUUUUGACAAAAACAUGGCUUCUUCUCUUUUGGCAUGUUUAAUUGUGAUGUUUAACAAAAAAAAAAAAAACAUCCUUGCAGUUUAAGAUGACACUUUUAAAAUAAAACUCCUCUCCUAAUGAUGACUUUUGAGCCCUGCCACUUGAUGGAGAAUCAGCAGAACCUGUAGGAUCUUAUUUGGAAUUGACAUUCUCUAUUGUAAUUUUGUUCUUUGUUUUGUUUUUUCAAUUAUUUUUUUUUUGUUUCACUGGAAAAAGAGAUGCUCAGUUUUAAACGUUAAAAGUGUACAAGUUGCUUUGUUACAAUAAAACUUAAUGUGUACACAA
Molecule: messenger RNA, 2151 nt
Organism: Hemicordylus capensis (graceful crag lizard)
Lineage: Eukaryota; Metazoa; Chordata; Lepidosauria; Squamata; Cordylidae
Gene: SET
Product: SET nuclear proto-oncogene
Exons: 8
Coding region: 467-1267 (266 amino acids)
Biological process (GO): nucleosome assembly
Cellular component (GO): nucleus; chromatin
Molecular function (GO): chromatin binding; histone binding
Source: RefSeq, a predicted model, not a curated record